ACGGGAUCGCAGCAUUCGCAGGCAUGACAUCUACAAAACGACGUUACGUGACACGGACCCGUAGAUUUACCCACGGCCACCCGUACCGCACCCGGACCCGGCCAGGACCACCCACAGCACACGCACUGCUAGCUCAUUCGCUGCUGCGGUAGAUCUACUCGGUAGCUCACCUCGGCGAAACGUUCCGCACUGGAGCUUCGUGGUGAAAUAUUUUCACUGCAGCGCUAGCUGUAGUUUCUUCAGUUUUUCAUGCUACAGCCAGUACAGGCAGCUUGUAGACGAGUUGUUGUUGGCAGCGAGGUGGUGUUACAGUUAGUUUAGCCGUCUGCUGCUUCGUGUCGAAGUUUGUUUGGGUGCAGGCUGUGUAAGAAUCUGUGUGUUAGCCAAAGGGUUUCAUCGAAGUUUCCUAGUGGCUCGGAGGCUCCAUUCGACUGCUCCAUACCAUCACGACGUAGAGAACCGGUACAGCCUAUCCGGCCACGACGUUCGAAGUCGUGUCCAGGAUUCAAGCAAACCGUGACUCCUGGCUGCAGGAGCGCUCGCCGCUGGACGUUCAUCGUCCCCGUUUGUCAUGGUGUUCCAGUGAUUCUGGAUGGUGACUGACGUCCGUGACUUUUUUUGUUGUCGCAGUCAUGGCUGCAGCUGCAGAGAGCCACGCGGUCAACACAUGGCCAUGGUCAAGCCAGAUGUUCCGCAAGUGGAUCCCACGCCUCCAAGCAGCGCUCAGCUGCGAUGCAAUUCGUGUUGAAUGCUGUGCCAAGCGGUUGAUCUCCGAUGCGCAGAAGAAGGAAUUGAUGGCGAUAAAAGAUUCUGCCAAACACAAUGACCGACUGCUAGAUAUGCUGAGCAGGGGUACAGCUGAGACUUUCCACACCUUCUGUAGUAUUGUGCGUAGCACCGAACCUGAAGAAAACUUUUCAAAGUUCCUAGAUGACAUGCAGUCAGUGGAUACCUUUGUUGGAGGCAAUGAAGAUGCAGCAAAUAGAGUAACUCGACGUCAACCAGCCCGGUUCACCGGGAACCCACCACCUUCACCCAGCCAAGCAACUCGGUCUCCGCCAGCCAUAGCACCCAAACCAAAGCCUGCUGUUAAACACCGGGCUACUCACGCAUCUCCCCCCAAGCCCACCGGCACCUCUGCAAUGAUAGCGGCCUUCAAUUCAGCCGGCCAGGAACAGAAACUGGCUGGAACUCAACCUUCAAAACCUAGUCAAGCCCCCCAGCCUCCUACUCGCCCAAAGCCCGCCACUCCCCACAACACAGCAAGAACAGUGGAAACUAAGGAUCCCACUACGGUUCACAGAGUGCAGCCGGUAGUGCCUUCUGAUCCUGUGUCUCCUUCACGACCACCGCUCUGUGACCACACACGACUAGCCGCUGGCGGUAACCAAUCAAUGGGCACUCAGGCAGCGACAUCUGCCCCAGCAGAUCCCAAGCCCUCUCCGAAACCUAGACAAGCUGCUCCUUUCAGGUCUGCUAGUGUCUCUACACUAGCAUCUGGUUUUGAAUCAGAUAGGUACGAAGCAGUCAGACUGCCCUCGGAUCAAGCCCCAAAGCCCAAACCGCGCCAAAUGGCCAUCACUGGUGCCAGGGCAGCUAGCUUGGCCAUGAGCCCAGCCAUAGCUGUGCAGCAAGUUCAGCGGUCAGCACUGCCAACAGAGAGCUUAGCUGCCAAGCCCAUUGCCCUGCCUACGACUGGAGGCGUGUCGAUCGCCAAGAAUGCAACAGGAGAUUCAGCUACGCCUCCGCAGCCCAACUCUCUGGGUCAAGCAGGCAACACAGGUCCAUGGUCAGGCCAGGUGUUCCGGAAGUGGAUCCCACACCUCAAAGCAGCGCUCAGCUGUGGCACAAUCCGCACGGAAUGCCUUGCCGAAGGGCUGCUCACCGAUCCGCAGAAGAAGGAAUUGAUGGGAGUAGAAGAUGAUUCUGCCAAACACAAUGACCGACUGCUAGAUAUGCUGAGCAGGGGUACAGCUGAGACUUUCCACACCUUCUGUAGUAUUGUGCGUAGCACCGAACCUGAAGCAAACUUUUCAAAGUUCCUGGAUGACAUGCAGUCAGUGGAUACCUUUGUUGCAGUUUCGCCAGAGUGCAAGAAAGACUGUAAUAAAGUGGUAGACCUGAUGAAAGAGUUCUCAGCACCGGAACGUCAACGGGUGGUCCACACUGCCAAGAAUGUGGCACGAAUGCGCACGUCACAGACCAUCCUCGACAAGGGAAAGAAACCCAUUCACGUACCACAGCCAACUUCACCUAAGAGCGUAGACCUGCUGAGGAUGCAGAACAUGGAAGAUGAACAACGGGAAGCGGCAUUGACUGAAAUCGACCACUUGGUGUCCAACACUAUCAUCAUUGAUGACACGAAGGACUGUGCAGAUGAGGCAGAGAAGUACCAGGGUCACGUGACACGGGCGGACGGCCAAGUUGAAAAAUCGCCAGCUGAUUGUUUCAUCAGCAUGGGCAGUGGAUCUGCCAGGGAUGACCGCAGCAUUUCAGAGACCAAGCAGUACUUGAAGGAUACUGGCUUCAUCGACGAGAACACGGUCGUCACAGAGAUCACUGAAUAUGAACUAGUCCCUGUGACUAGGCUGGCCAUUCGUGACAGCAAACGACUGAAGUUUAAAGAUCAGAGGUCAUCUAUAGUGAAGUUCAUCAUCGACUGUGAAUAUAAUCACACGGCUCCGAGUUUCAUUAAAAGUGUCAUUCGUAAUCUCCGCAAUCUCCUUGGCGAUUGGAGCAUCCACGCCGACAGCGUGCACGGCGAGAGCGGAGGCACAGCAGUGUUUGUACAGAUGUCUGCCAAGGCUCAUACCAGGCUCUGGGAGUUCUGUAAGGAUCGAUCUAGCCUGCUCGCUGGUCUGCACAUUCUGGAAGUGUCAACUGUGGACGGAGCAGUAGUCUUCAAUUUCCGUCCCACGACAUGCAGUGGCGAAGGUAUUACUCCUGAUGACCAAAAGCGCUUGGUUGAAGAGUUCUCCAAGAGAUAUCCAUCCUUGGACCGAGAUGAGCUGUCUGUCGCUGUGGCUGACCAACAGAACGUUCAGCAUGCAGUGAUUGCACUGACCAAGCUCGUCUUCGAUGAUGACGGAGCAUGCUUGAAUGCACUGCCUGAGAUUCUUCGUCGUGUGGCGGCAAGAACGGCAACUUCUACCCCUGCUCACGUUGUUCUCGUUGCAUUUAUUGGACCUGCAGCAGACUGUUCACCUGGUUUGUGA
Messenger RNA from Sycon ciliatum, 3215 nucleotides. RefSeq lists its product as uncharacterized. NCBI's taxonomy places the organism in Eukaryota, Metazoa, Porifera, Calcarea, Leucosolenida, Sycettidae. Bases 633 to 3215 code for a protein of 860 amino acids. The transcript is spliced from 12 exons. The record is from RefSeq and is a predicted model, not a curated record.